AUGCCAAAUGUAGUUGGUGUGCAUGAUGGGUUUGAUGGAGCCGGUGAUAAUUGUCUAUUUCAUCAACAAGCCUCAAUGAUUCAUACUGAACAUGUUCCUAAUUUAGAUGCUUUUUUAGAUGAUGUGGUUGUUGGAAUUGAUAAAAUGGGUAGUUUGUGCAAUUCUGUCUCCAAAACCCCUACUCUUGAUGACAUUGAAUUGCCUGCAUAUAGCGAGACCCAGAUUGUUGCGAUUGAAAACAGUUACUAUUCUAACAAUGUCACUCCUGAACAACAGCCAAGACUCAGAAAGACUGGAAAAUACAAAUCAUCUCCGUAUGUUGGUUUUAGUUCAGCUGGCAGCAGCUCGAGUAAAUCACCUAUAUAUUUCAAAAUAAAACAUCCUUUUGCAAAUUACAAUGGUUUCGAAGUUGAUGAUGCACUGCUCAAUGAAUUUACAUCUUGGGUAUAUGCUAAAGUCUCUAAACGGAAGAACAGGUAUGUAUAA
Molecule: messenger RNA, 486 nt
Organism: Lycium barbarum (goji berry)
Lineage: Eukaryota; Viridiplantae; Streptophyta; Magnoliopsida; Solanales; Solanaceae
Exons: 2
Coding region: 1-486 (161 amino acids)
Source: RefSeq, a predicted model, not a curated record